ACAGCCCACAAGAGGACUAAUAUCCUCCCCCUCUCACCCCAUCUCCCUGCUGUUUGUCAUUCAACUUGAGUUUUAUGUAUAAACACCGAAACCAGCGUGUUGUCAUGGUACUACUUCUGGGACUGGACCGUUCUUCCUAACAAGGUGUUUUCUUACGGGGGGACCUGCGUCCCAAUGAGUUCCUCGUAAAAGAGCUGCACUGCAAGCGCCGGGAAUAGUAAUAAAAAAACAAAAAGGAUUUCCUCUCCCCUUCUGUCCAACCCCUCCCUCUCUCCUCUUGGGGCUCUAAAUAAGCCUGGCUGUCUGGACCCUUGAAGAGUCCUCCCGUCUUACACGUACCCACCACUCUCACCUUUUCUCUCCCCCGGUUCCCCUUCACUUCUCUUCUGGCCACUCAGACUCCACUGCUUAUGCUGUUGAAGUGGGCCAAGGAGAAGUUCAGAUGAUCCGUUGGGCUACUCUGAACCACGCCGUUCACACUGCCCUGGAGUGAGACGAGCAACUAGUGUGAGUGUGCGAGAACCCUUUGAGGGUGCUGUGUGCAUCCUGUGUGGUCCAUCUGCAAAGCCUGGCAGAAAGCUUGGCUUGCCCCUUUACUCUUUUUACCCUUGAGAUGCCCUCCCCUCCAAAUGAUGGAGAGGAACAAGGAGCAUCCCCCCUGAACAAGCCAUCUGUACGCUCCUACAAGAACAGCGGGAACAGGAAGGUGCACACCAGAAAAAAGAAAGGCGCCAUCACUGCAAAUGUCGCUGGCACUAAAUAUGAGAUUGUGCGUAUAGUUAUCAAAGAGAUGGACUUCAUUAAAACACGUGAUGAAGAUGAGACUGCCAACCUCAUCUGGAGUGACUCAGCCGUGCAGCAUGAGAAAAUUGCUGAGCUCAGGAACUAUCAGAGAAUUAACCAUUUCCCUGGCAUGGGCGAAAUCUGCCGGAAAGACUGCCUAGCAAGAAAUAUGUCCAAAAUGAUUAAGUGCCAGCCUCAAGAGUAUAGCUUCAUACCUAAAACCUGGAUCUUCCCUGCUGAGUACACUCAGUUCCAGAACUAUGUCAAAGAGCUACGGAGGAAACGCAAGCAGAAAACCUUUAUCGUCAAGCCUGCCAACGGAGCCAUGGGUCAUGGGAUCUCACUUAUCCGCAACUGUGAGAAGCUGCCAGCCCAGGAGCACUUUAUCGUUCAGGAGUACUUGGACAAGCCUUUCCUGAUGGAGGGCUACAAGUUUGACCUACGCAUCUACAUCCUGGUCACUUCCUGUGACCCACUUCGCAUUUUCCUGUACAAUGACGGCCUGGUUCGCAUGGGCACAGAGAAAUACCAUGCACCCAGUGAAGCCAACCUGAGCCAGCUCUACAUGCAUCUCACCAACUACUCAGUUAACAAACACAACGAGAACUUUGAACGAGAUGAGACGGUGGACAAAGGAAGCAAGAGGUCUAUCAGCUGGUUGACAGAGUUCCUCCGCUCCAAUGACUACGACGUCACCAAGCUCUGGGGUGACAUCUCAGAGCUGGUGGUGAAAACAUUGAUAGUGGCUGAGCCCCAUGUGCUGCACGCCUACCGCAUGUGCCGCCCCGGUCAGCCACCAGGGAGCGACAGUGUUUGCUUUGAGGUCCUGGGCUUUGACAUCAUCCUGGAUCGCAAACUCAAACCCUGGCUACUGGAGAUCAAUCGAGCGCCGAGCUUUGGAACCGAUCAGAGGAUUGAUUACGAUGUGAAGAAAGGGGUGCUGCUUAAUGCUCUCAAACUCUUAAACAUUAGGGCCAGUGAUAAGAAACGCAACCUGGCUCAGCAAAAGGCAGAGGCUCAGAGACGGCUAUAUGGACAUGGCUCCAUGAAGAAACUCCCAGCAGCUUCGUCGGACUGGGAGAAACAACGCCACACAUUAGAGCGAAGAAGAGAAGAGCUGAAAGAGCAACUUGCACAGGUUCGCAGGCAGAUUUCCAGAGAAAACCAUGAAAAGCAACACCUGGGAAAUUACAGACGUAUUUACCCCCCAGACGACAAGCUGCUGUUGGAAAAGUAUGAAAGCCUGCUCUCGGCCGCCUUUCAGACCUUCCUCGCCGGGCGAGCUGCCUCACUUCAAAAGGAAAUGAAUAAUCCUCUGAAACGAAUGAAGGAAGAAGACAUCCUGGGUUUACUGGAACAAUGUGAACUGGAUGACGAGAAGCUGAUGGGCAAAUCCUCCAGACAACGAGGCCCGAAGCCUUUAACAGCCAUGCCAGAAUGCAGUCAGACGCCCAGACGCCAGCGACCAGACUACCUGGCUGACUUCACCAGUGCCAGCAGUGGCGAGAAUUCCUGCUCUUCGUCUGAUGAAGAGGAGGAAGAGAGGAGGAAGGCAGGAGAAGGAAGAAGUGGAGAGAAGAGAGGAGAGAAGAAAGUUUCCUAUGACCUUAGCAAGGAGAAGAACUUCGCUGAGCGCUCAGGCCGCAUACACUGGAAACCUCAGUCACUCAAAACCAGCACUGCUCCCUCUGCAUUGCCAACACUUUCUGGUCCAAUCAGACGCUCCAUCUCCUGCCCUCGCUCCAUUGCCUCCCUCUCAUCCCCCAGUGAGGUGCGAGCGUUGUCCACCAGGACCUCUCCUGCGGUGACCAUAGCCACACCCCUCGUCAGGCCGAGCUCUGCCGGGCUACGCUCUCAUUCGCUGAGCCGCAGUGGUUCUGCACACCGUGUGCCUCACAGCAACAGCCUGGGGACCAUCCACUCCAGUAUGGGUGAUCCGCUGAUUAACCUGAGGAAUAAAGAGCAGGAGGCAGAGCUGGUGCGUCAGACCUUGGCAGCCCUCACAGCCAUGCGGAUAAGGUUUCCAGGGAAAACUGAGGAAGAGGCCGAAGCUGUGCUGGACGAGAUCCUCGACAACUGGAGAUACCAUAAACCAAAGGUUGCCUCCUAUUGGCUGGUGAAGUUGGACUCAACCAAACAGCGGAAGGUGCUGGAUAUUGUGCGUACCAACGUCCGCUCAGCACUGCAGCGCAUCUGGAGGGAGCCAGACGUAGAGAACCUCCACCUCUACCGACUUUUUAACCGCGUCUUCAGCCGCCUGCUCUGGAGCCACGGCCAGGGCCUGUGGAACUGCUUCUCCAACACCAGUUCAUCAUGGGAGGCGACUUUCAGCAAGAGCAGCGAGGUGGUGUCACCGCAGGAGCUGCAGUGCUGCCGCCGGCUGGUCCAGCUGUGCAGAGACUGCCUGUUGGUCGUCUACAAGUUUGUCUCCGAGUCCCGGGGCUCUUUGACUGGACUCAGUCCUGAAUGGGACGACACCAGCUUACCAUUUGCCGCUGGACCAGCCUCUACCCAUGGCUCCACUCCUGCCGCUGCCGCUUCCUCUUCCUCCUCUUCCUCCGUCUCUUCGCCCCUCAACGCAGGUACUGGAACGCUGUUAGCAGGAGCUGCCUCACUGCUCUGUCUCGGUGGAAGGUGUCAUAGAAAAGUCUUAGAUCGGUACCUGCUGCCAGUGACUUCCCAGUUCAUCAUGAAGUGGCCUUCAUCCAGCUUUGGCCGCAUCUCCUCGGCCGUGCCACGUUCCCGCAGCCUUUUUGACGCCAGAAUGGACCACUUCUGAGAUCGCCACGGCAAACCGGCCAUGGCUCCUGACACCUCGUCUUUUGACCUCAACCCCAUCUCUUCCUCCACUCCAACCCUAGCCAAAAACCAGAUUUGAAUCCCAGUAUAGAUCUGAAUUCGGUGCAGCUAUGGAUGCCAGAUAAGGGCCUCAACUUUGCCAAAUCGCCUUGUGGAAGAUCAACAGAGCCACGUCAGAAGAUUUUGGGCUACUAAAGAGUGUUGUCCAGUUUGGCCCGGCUCAGACCAGCAGACAACUGGUAUCCUCUAUCCGUCCCUUCUGCCCCCGUAAUGAGGCGGUGGCUUCACCUCUCUGUUCUUAUUUUAAUUGCUGUAUGAUAUUUCACUGUACAAGUCACAGUACUGUAAAACAAAUUAACAUUAUACUAAACAAUGCAAGGAUUAUUUAUUUAUGUACUUUUUUAUUUUGUACGCUAUUCCAUGAAGUCAGUGAAAUGUAGUGCGGAAUGCAGAUAAUGAAUAACAAAACUACAACUCAUUUGAAUAAGUGGACGUAACAAAAAAAGAUUAUUUUUGAUGACUGUAAUUAUUUAUUUCUGUAUUCAGAUUUUAAUUUAUUUCUUAACUUAUACCAGAGGAUUUAUGUUAACAGCCACGUUACUUUGUUGUUUUUGCAUUGAGAAAGGUGAUGCCCAGAGAGCUUGAAAAUGUUUAAUUUCUAAAUACUAAUGUCUCUUGUUUUACUUGUGAUAAUAAAUGCAGCACUACUAAAUGACAGGUUGUUUUGAAUGUCAGUGUAGUAAGGCCAAGCCUCUUUGCCUCCUAGAGCAUGAGCUGACUUUAAUGUCACAGCGUAAAGAGCCAAACCUCUCAGAGAUCACCCACUAGUUCCUGAUAUACACUUUGCAGUUUGUCACAGAAGGAGAACACUACUGCACAUUAGUAGAAUAUGCAUGCCUAAACUUUAGUCUCUUUAGAAGCAGAAGUAGUGGUUAGACAGAGGAGUGGCAUUUGGAAUAUACUUGAAGUUUUGUGUCAUCAUUAAUUAUUGUGUUAUUGCAAGGAGGACACUUCAUUUUCACAUUUGUCGUCUUGAGUAUGGAUGUCCUAAUGACAGGAGGGAUGUGUGUCACGAUUCAGAGAUUGUUCGGCACGCUGAAUGAUGCGGCUCAUUAGCUCAUACGUACUGUACUGCAACAGCAGUGAUUUGCCUGGGAUGAGCAGCUGCAGCCUUUCCCCCCACUGCACUAUGGGUACAACAGCCAGGGAUAUUAUAGAUGUGGCAAUAAUAAGCACAUCUACUACAUGCAUUCACAGCUGGAUUUAUUUUAGACUACUGUGUUUUUUUUUUUUUUAAUCAACUGCAGAAAAUCAGUUCAAGCAUCAGAUAUUAAUACAAAAAACUGCUGUAUGUUUACUUACUGUGUGUACAACUUUUAAAGAUAUUUCUGUACAAAACGGCACAGAAAAAAACAUUUUACAUUAUUUUAACUAGUAAGAAUAGCAGCAAUUAUCUGUAAUGCUGUUCAAGACUCCCUUUAUAUCAAUUUCACAAUGCCAAAAAAUGCUUGUUUUGCCUGAUUUUAUUUGUGUUAUUUAAGACUAUUACUUUUUCAUUCAAGUUUUUUUUUUUUU
Molecule: messenger RNA, 5157 nt
Organism: Cololabis saira (Pacific saury)
Lineage: Eukaryota; Metazoa; Chordata; Actinopteri; Beloniformes; Belonidae
Gene: ttll7
Product: tubulin tyrosine ligase-like family, member 7
Exons: 23
Coding region: 614-3562 (982 amino acids)
Biological process (GO): microtubule cytoskeleton organization; protein polyglutamylation
Cellular component (GO): cilium
Molecular function (GO): tubulin-glutamic acid ligase activity; tubulin binding
Source: RefSeq, a predicted model, not a curated record